UCUACUUUCCUGGUUGCUGCAAUGGCGGACGUGUCAGAGAGGACGCUGCAGGUGUCCGUGCUAGUGGCUUUCGCCUCUGGAGUGGUCCUCGGCUGGCAGGCGAAUCGGCUGCGGAGGCGUUACCUGGACUGGAGGAAGCGGAGGCUGCAAGACAAGCUGGCGACAACUCAGAAGAAGCUGGACCUGGCCUGAGCGCGCGCGGCGGCCCAAGCCCUCCGAGUCCUCACUCCCCAAGUCCCACGCGGCCCGGAUCCGCUUGUCGAAGAUGGAUACAAAGCACUGGAAAGAAAGCAUUUCUUCUUGCACUUUAUGAAUCUAUUUUUAAAAUAAAAAGAUUAAACAACCUUGAA
This is a messenger RNA of Arvicola amphibius (Eurasian water vole), 350 nucleotides long. RefSeq names its product mitoregulin (gene Mtln). Gene Ontology annotation, cellular component: mitochondrial inner membrane. NCBI's taxonomy places the organism in Eukaryota, Metazoa, Chordata, Mammalia, Rodentia, Cricetidae. The coding region runs from base 22 to 192 and encodes 56 amino acids. The record is from RefSeq and is a predicted model, not a curated record. Gene Ontology annotation, biological process: positive regulation of mitochondrial membrane potential. The transcript is spliced from 2 exons.